GUUCAAAUGGACUCUUCUUCUGAUUCCAGCUCCUACAACAUGGAGUCACCUGGACCUGGCCCCGGGUCUAAACCCAGACCUAAACCUGCUCCCAGCUCUGUGUCUCUGAAAAGUGACCGCUCCAAAGCCUAUCCUCCAGACUUUAGAGAAGCUCCUCCUGAAGACCAGAGGGAGCCAGGCACAAAGGAGCAGCUGGACGCCAUAUUCAGGCGUCUGGAGGAGGACGUCCUGACUUUUGUCAAAGAGCAGCUGCAGAGGCUCCAUGGGCUCCUGGCCUCAGAUUACCCAGAAUGCUCUGAGAGUGAGGAGGAGGAGCAGAGCAGCAGAGAGGCGGUUCUGAACAUCACCCUGGACUUCCUGAGGAGGAUGGACCAGGAGCAGCUGGCUCAGCGCCUACAGGACAGAAACACUGUUGGAGUUUGUAGAGAUAAACUGAAGAGGCAUCUGCAGCAGAGGUUCAGCCGAGUGUUUGAGGGCGUGGCUAAAGCAGGAGACUCCACCCCCCUGACCCAGAUCUACACAGAGCUCUACAUCACAGAGGGCGGAGCCUCAGAGGUCAACCAGGAACAUGAGGUCAGACACAUGGAGACUGCAUCCAGGAGACCGGCUUCUCCAGAGACCACCAUCACAUGUGAAGACCUCUUUAAAGCCCGCCCACAUUCACCAGAGCCAAUCAGAGCGGUGCUAACAAAGGGCGUGGCCGGCGUAGGGAAAACAGUGCUGACUCAGAAGUUCUGUCUGGACUGGACUGAAGGCAGAGCCAACCAGGACCUCCAGCUGCUGUUUCCGUUCACUUUCAGAGAGCUCAAUGUGCUCAGAGACACACAGUUCAGUCUGGUGGGUCUGCUGCACCACUUCUUCAGUCUAUCCAAAGGUCUCUUCAGCUUCCAACAGCUUCAAUUGCUUUUCAUCUUUGACGGUCUGGACGAGUGCAGACUUCCUCUGGACUUCAGCCGAACCCCAGUACUGACCAACCCCACAGAGUCCACCUCAGUGCAUGUGCUGCUGGUGAACCUCAUCAGGGGGAGCCUGCUUCCCUCCGCUCACCUCUGGAUAACCACACGCCCCGCUGCAGCCAAUCAGAUCCCUGCUGAGUUCGUCUUCAUGGUGACAGAGGUGCGAGGGUUCACUGACUCAAAGAAGGAGCAGUACUUCAGGAAGAGGUUCAGAGACCAGGUCACAGCCGUCAUCUCCCACAUCAAGAGCAUCCGCAGCCUCCACAUCAUGAGCCACAUCCUGCUCUUCUGCUGGAUCCUCUCCACAGUUAUACAGAAGCUUCUGGAACAGACACAGGAACCAGAGCUGCCCUGGACUCUCACACAGAUGUACAUCCACUUCCUGGUGGUUCAGGCCAAAGUCCAGAACAUCAAGUAUCACCAGGGAUCAGGGGUGGACGUUCACUGGACUCCAGAGACCAGGGAGAUGGUGCGGUCUCUGGGAAAACUUUGAGCAGCUGCAGAAAGGAAACCUGAUC
Molecule: messenger RNA, 1474 nt
Organism: Periophthalmus magnuspinnatus
Lineage: Eukaryota; Metazoa; Chordata; Actinopteri; Gobiiformes; Gobiidae
Product: protein NLRC3-like
Exons: 4
Coding region: 7-1449 (480 amino acids)
Source: RefSeq, a predicted model, not a curated record